UCUUCACAACAGAAACGUCAGUUUCCGGCAGACCGGUGGGUGUUUGGACUUUGGAGAAGGUAACAUCAUGGCGUCGGGAACAGGGGAGCCGUCCACCGGACACGAUGCAGAAUUGGACGAAUUAUUGGACAGUGCGUUGGAUGACUUUGACAAGACACCCCCUCCCCCAGCCCCUGAACCCGCCGCUGCUUCCUCCUCAGCCAACAGCGGUGCAGAGAAGCCAGCCCUGCUUGAAGACUGCAAACUCUUUGAGACUCUCUUCGAGGGCGACAUGGCUUCCCAAGCGAAGGAGGAAUGGGAGAAGGCCAUGACUGAGCUCGCCCACGAGGAGCCAGAGUUACUGCAGCACUUCCAUAAACUGUCAGAGGCAGCAGGCAAAGUUGGCACUGACACCGCCUCCCAGCAAGAAUUCACUUCCUGUCUUAAAGAAACCCUUCGUGGUCUGGCAAAAAAUGCAGACAACCUGCAGUCCUCCGGACUAGCAGGAGACGACCUUGUCAAGGCUCUAGAAGGCCUGGGAUUGGAAGAGGGUGGCGAGGGAAGCGGUGAGGACGGAAACAUCCUGCCCAUCAUGCAGUCCAUCAUGCAGAAUCUCCUCUCCAAGGAAGUGCUUUAUCCAUCUCUCAAAGACAUCACUGCUAAGUACCCAGAAUGGUUGGAGGCCAACAAGCCAAGCCUUAGCCCAGAGGACUACCAGCGCUAUGAGCAGCAGGCCAAAAUCAUGGGAGACAUCUGUAAGCACUUUGAGAAGGAGGAAGAGGGGGCAGCAGAUAAAGAAGGAGAGUUUGAGGGCAUCAUGGACCUGAUGCAAAAGCUGCAAGACCUGGGCCAACCACCCAAAGAGCUGGCAGGUGAUGCGCCUCCCGGCUUUAACUUUGACAUGGAGUCCCUCAAUCUCCCAGGAGGCCCCGCAGGCCCAGGAGGCCCCGGAGCUGGGGCGGCAGAGCAGUGCUCCGUCAUGUGAUGCGGGAGCGGUGCGGUCCAUCAGAAGUACUGAAGCCAGAGGGUCACUCUGUGUGCGUCAGCGACAGGCAGGGAUUGAAGGAGUGUGAAGCAAAGGUCAGGCAGGAGUGUGACCAGACCGUCGACGCUCUUCUCCCUCAAGUAGAAGGUGUGUGUGGUUGCAGAAACAACAGGACGAGGCACGAAAAUCAACAGGAACCACACACAUAAACACGCUCUCUUCUGUCCUAAAUCACUGAACGCACAACUUAGAACAUUUGAACAUCUUUGCAUUAGUUUGGCAGCGGUUGCUGCAGCUCUGUCACGGUUUAGUUUAACAGCAUUCCUUUAAAAAGAAAAUAUCACUGCUGCUCUUCAUGUUGUUUUUACAUUACUGUUUAGCCUCAUGGUAAAAUCUAUCAAACCACUUCACAGGUAUAAACAGUGCCUUUUGCAAAAAAUUACUCUUAAGUUAUUGUUUUAGGUCUUUAUAUUUUGCUUUCAUUCAGCCGAUCACUUAAGAUUAAAGUUUUAAAAUGAUGGGAAUUCUUUGCAAUAUCAUCCAACGUUUACACCAAGUUAGUGAUAAUUAUUUGGCACUUCAUUAAACACUCACCUCUGUUUCUGUACAGGCUGUAGAGGAUGUAACUUAACGAGUUAAUUACUUAUUAACAUGUAAGGAAACUGGAACAAACGUAGUGUACAUUUGUUAAUUAUUUAAAUAAUUAAAAAGACUAGGGAGGAUUGAAGCGCUCACUGUAAUUCAGCCAACUAAUUUCAUCCGUGUGUUACCCCCCCCCCCCCCCCCCCCCCCCUCUCCGUGUGUUACCCACCCCCCCCCUCUCCGUGUGUUACCCCCCCCAUUCCCAGGUAUUGAUUUGAAGUGAUUGAGAUGAUUCCCGUUUGCCUUUGCUGUGGUUACAGUGAUCAUUAUAGAGUAGAGUUACUGUGCUCCCCUUGUGAUUCCCUGUGUUUGUCCAGAGUGAUGUUUUCUUAGGUCUGGGUCCCUUCUAGGAAAGAACAACACUUGAAGGGUAUUAGGAGUGUUAACCACCUGAUAGCAUGUACGUAUCCUGUACCCUCCAUCCAAAAGGUGACAGGGCAGACUGUUAAGCAUCACAUUGUGUCACGCGAGGACAGAAACGUCAAUAGUGUGAUGACAUGUUGGCUGCGCUUGGUGGGUUUGUUUACCCGAGCGUCCACUUUUCACCAGCUUCUAUUGCAAGCAGACAAAUUUUACUGCUGUGACCAUAGAGAGAGGUCUAGAAAUCCCACGCCCAUCAGCUCAUCAAUAACUAUAAUAAAGGGGUACUGUGAAAGGAUUCGGUCAGCUAUGCACUGAAAACACAGCGGAGGGGAGGCUGCUGUGUAGGUCUGUAAAGGGGGAGGGUGCAAUCUAUUUAACUCUCAGGGCCGACUCAAACACGCCCACCGUUAAAAUAAAUAAAUGCAUCCUGUUAUUUUACACUUUUUUUGUAAAUAUAUGAAAUAAAAUAAUGGUAUAAUGCAAAUGA
Cottoperca gobio is the source of this 2456-nucleotide messenger RNA. RefSeq names its product peroxisomal biogenesis factor 19 (gene pex19). Lineage: Eukaryota; Metazoa; Chordata; Actinopteri; Perciformes; Bovichtidae. The transcript is spliced from 8 exons. Gene Ontology annotation, cellular component: peroxisomal membrane; peroxisome. Gene Ontology annotation, biological process: protein import into peroxisome membrane. The record is from RefSeq and is a predicted model, not a curated record. Bases 68 to 964 code for a protein of 298 amino acids.